AGUGUAAGGAGGACCAACAUUUCAUUCUCUUGUCAUUUCAAAUGUAAAAAAAGUUUCAGAAAUGGAGGAAAACUUUUUGAAAAAAGACUACCACUCCCUGACGAUCGACCACUAGGGACUCUGAAGAGUGCCUUGACCCAUUCCAACAUCAGGAUGUCGCUUUCCCCCAAAAUGGAGUGGAAGGCGAUCUUGAAUGAUUCGCCAGCGAAGAAACUUCGCCAAACGACCUACGACGCUUCUCUGAGUCCAACUGCUCGAUAUCGCAAUCCGCGAGUACCGCCAGAUGGAGAUGCUGGAAUGGGAGGAUUCAGAGGAGCUGCGGAUAUGCAACUACAUCGCGCCUGUCGAUGUAAUGACGGUCGACUCCAAAUCGACCUCAAUCUUCUGGACCCUGCAACCGCUGGCUUCCCUGAAACCGUUCCGCAUAGCUGGGACAUAGCUGGAUGCGUUUUAAGGCUAGAUGAAAAUUGUAGUAUAUAUGUCAGAGCUUGGAUUUGUCUCUGCUUUUGUGCUAUUCUUGAACGAUUCCCCGCUAGAUUGCUUUAGCACGCAAUCAACAAGUGUAACAAGGUUAAUAUUGAGACAUCGGCCCCAUAACACCGAAGAUUCCACCUUCGCUAAGCAUAGCUCGUCAACGCGAUGUCCGAGAAAUCACGCUACGAGCCUCACCGGCACCUGAUGAAAAGGACUGUCCACCACCUGAUGUGGCUGGACGAGGCAGGAUGGCAUCAGCCUCGUCUAUGCCUAAGACAGUAGGACAGUUGCGUCGCGUACUGUGCUACGAUCCAGAGGGAAGCCGUUUGACGUUUGGCGCAGUCUCCGGCGGCAGAAGUCGGAGCAACUCGACGUCGUGCUCACCAAGCAAGAGCAGUCGAUACAGCGGAGGUGGCUCUGUUGUUAAGAAAAGAUAAGUUCGAUGGUCCUCCCGUUCUUCACACGCUGAUACAAAAAAAAUGAGAAAUUCCACGACAGGAAUUACUCAGUACCUCCUUCUUGCAGCAUCUUCUAACUUCCUCGAAGACGCGGAAGCUCUUGGAAACGUGCUUCCAGACGACGUUGUGAUACUUCCGAGCACCAGUUCAUCUCCAUCCAGCUCUUCCAGGUCACCCUCGAAAUCGAACCAUGCUUCCUCGAACACAGCUGCUCUUGCAUCAUGCAAACGAAAGAAUAAGCCGCAAAAGGCUCGCUUGCUUGCCAUCGCGAGAGCAGCAGAGAUGCAACGAGACUUCGCACCGGUACCGACAGCGGGCUUACGGCAUUUAAUACUGAUCAAUGGAAGAUGGUGUCAAUAUCAACAUGAGGUGUAAUAGCAGCAUUCUCAUUAAUGUGUAGCAAGUCGUUGUCGUACUUAAUAUCGGCUUGCAAGGUAGUACAGACUAUCCUUGGUUGCACUUCUGCGGGUACUGCUACUAGGUCGUAGCUCUAAUCGAUCCAAGUGAUUGGAACAGUUUACACGACGAAGAGGGCCAAACAGUGCAAGAGUUCGCCGAGCGGCUCCUGAACCGUCGAGGCCCGCGACCAGCUGCAAGCAGAACUACGCAUAGCAGCGAAAGACGAGGUUCAGGUGUGCAUGCUGUUAAGACUGAAUCUUAGAUAGACUACUGACGCAGACGCACGAGUAGUCCGUGCUUAUGAGGGUGAGGUUUGCUGGCCAUGCUAAAAGAGAAGCAAGAAGGGCUUAUACCCUUAUACAUAGAUACUAUAGAUGUAGAUCUAUAAAAAUGGGAUCAGGUGGAUGAUCUUCCGCUGCUUCUAAUGCCAGAAUUGGAGCACUUGGAAGCGGGGGCGUGCAGGCAUCAGGUGGCAAUGGGUAUGGCAGUGAACGAUAUGUACUACUUACAGGACGUAGCUUGUUAUCUUUUAGAUGAUAGAUGAAAUGACUGAAGAGUCUGAGACGCAGAAGCUUCAAUCGCACAAUGCCGACAAAAAUAUGGUACGACCAAUGAGAUCACCUUCUACACAUCCUUUUUCCCCCCAUUUGCAUUUCGUUUUUCCCAGGAAAAAAAAAAGGUAGUUAGUUCAUGGCGACAAUGUCAUUUACCUUCUGCCCUGCGGCUCUUUGGAUGCAGCUGCUCAGAUCCGCAAGAUAGGAAGUUGGCUCACACCCGCUUCUUGUGCUCAAGCGGCGACCAAGGUUCGACUUCGAGGUGCGACAUCAAUAGGAGAUGCAGGAGGCUUGUCUAGUCGAGGGGUAAACGGCAUGAAUUCUUCGGCGGGAGCUGGCUUAGAAGGAAGCCCCCAGCGUGGGCGGGCAGGUGGAACAGGUAGUGGCGGAUCUUCGUCCUUGAACACGUGUGGCGUGCUCACAACGGAUGAUCGUGAGCGAGUGGCGUCGACAGUGGCGAAUAUCAUUUAUGAAAUGCAUCUUUACUUCUAUUAAUUAAAUUAGUAUAAGCAUAAGCAAGGUAGUCGUAGUUGCUAUACUAUAGAUUGAACUCUGAAUUGAAUUCUUCCAUCGAUUCACUCUUUUACAACUUGCGUCACCUAUAGAGGAGCAGCUCACUUCGGACGCCCGACGUUUCACAGGAAUCAUGCGUUGCAAAUCUAAAUCCCGGAGACGUCGAAUCGCGCGAGAACGCUCUCUCCGCCCUGCAAACCGUUGAGAAAAAAAGCUAUUUCGAGUUCCGUUUCUCCGAAGAAGAAGAACUUGCUCGGGACACCCAUGGUCGCAUCUGCAGGUAAAGCGGGAAGUCUCGCCAGUAAAAUGUCGAGCGCCUUGAGGAUGAACCUGCAGCCUCCCAGAGAUCAACCGACUCAGAAUGGCGGUUUUGGUUCAAGCGUUUCUUCGUCGAGUGCGGUGCGAACCUCAUUGUCCAUGUCUCCGACGAAAUCCUCAGCAUUGCAAAACAAGUCUUCACAAGCUGCGGCGAAUGAGCAGUUCGAAAGUCUUCUCACCGCACUACGCGACUACUGCGCAGCAUUUUUUUAUGACGCUCAACAAUGCUAUUGCUACCUAUUGCUAGUUGUACUAGUAAGUGUACGUGUGUGUUCCAACUUCGAUCAUUUCGUGACUGAGGUUGCUACACGCUCGCAUUUUACGUGAGUCUCCAACAUCUCGUUUCUCUCAAUUUUCGUCUGUUGACCACUCAUCUUUUGCCUUAGCAUCAUUUCUGUAGAAGCUUUAAUCCCAUGAAGGCUGCGAUGUACGACUGCUUCCGUACCAGCGGUUCAAAGACGUCAGCACUCGUCCAGGUUCUGCGUCACAUCGUCAGCUGCAUGCAGGGGAGCUUUUGAAGCAGUACCUGAUUCCACUGAAAAAACGGCAAUUCCCGGACUCUUACGCUUUGAUGGGCAUCACCUUUGAAGAUUUGUAUCCGUGCGAUGACUGUUAUGGCAUGAGGUCUGAUUCAUAAAGAAGAUCCAGAUCCAAUUUUUUAGGCACGACUUCUAGAAGCUAUGAUAGCCAUAUGGCAUGAGGUUCCAUUCAUGAAGAAGAUCCAACUUCUCAGUCACGACUUCUGGAAGCUAUGCUAGCCAUAAUGCUGGCAUGCAUCACAAGAUUUCGGGAUGAUCAUCACCAGAUCAUUCUCUAAGACAGGCCUUUCGUGUCCGGUCUAUCUGACACCCUUAACCGUGUGGGUGUGUGCAGUGGCGGCCGGUACUUCAUCGAAUGCACAAGUGGCUCUCGCGGUGGCAACAUCGCAGCUGGUUGUGGUGCUCUAGAAGAGCUCGACUUGUUUGUGCAGUGCUACGCGUCCGCGAAGCUUUUGAAACGCAUGUGCCGCGUUUUGACACACGAACUGUGCCAUUGCUUUCAAAUGAAUUAUGGGACGGGACGAGCGUGAGAUGAAAAAGAGAAUGACUAUUCUAGAACCUAUAGGGUAUACGUAGAAAGGGAACCUAUAGCUAUAGGGUAUACGUAGAAAGGUACCGAUAUUCGAUUUAAAGAUCCAUCGAUUAGUUGAGUCAGAAUCCACUCGUGUUACAUGCUGAUACCUACAGUCUUCAGGGUUUUCGUGCCACACUUUCAUACCAUGCAUUGCGUGGAUUUCAACUGCCUGAUGCAGGGUUCGAAGAACUUUAGUGAAGCAGAGGCCAAAGCCCUCGAUCUUUGUCCUGUUUUUAUGGCUUUAGGGUUGACUGUGAUGCAAGAGUAAGGCUAAGGGUACUUAUGUGUAUGUAGAGGCUUUUCAUGCGCAAAGCGAAUCCUUUUGAGUGGUGAAGGCAUUGAUGAUCUACCUACUUCCAUGAACAUCAGAGACCAAGUGCAAAACCAACACCACCUUCUAACUUUUGUCUCACGAAACUCUACCUGAUGAUAGAAAUGGACUGCACUGUUCGAUACCGGCGGAUGCGAGACUGAUAUGGCUGAGGAUGAUAGAACUCGACAAGUAUGUAAACUGAGUUGAAAUAGUGUCAGAGGUGAGGCGACCUUGUUGCAGAGCAGAUCGUCUAUUAUAUUACGACCAAUAGUACCACGAAUUCGAAUACUACGCAAUCUCUAACCCUUGGGCCUCCACUGGGCAUGUGUAGCAUGCGGUAGCGGCCGGGCGGUUGGUGCCAAAAUGUCGUCAGCCGCUUCAGGAAACAUGCAUAAAACCUCCACGUCAGCCCUGAAGAGUUCAGCCGCAAGCAGCAAGAGCUACAGUGCUGCACCUGCAACAAACGGAAUGAUAUCGACCGCGAUGGAGUACCUGGAUACUGCAGAUGGAAAUGAAGCAAACGAUUUCGAAGUAAAGUGUCAACUACUUUCCGAGUACGAGGAACAAAACGGGACGAUUGCAGAUAGCUGCACGAAUCCUUUUCUCCUAGUCCUUGGAAAGUACAUCUAUUGGUGUCAUCGGAGGGUUGCGGCGAUUGAUGGGGCGGCUGGUGUUUGAAAACAGUCAUAAACAUAAGUAGGCUACAUUCUCGUCUUCCUAGUCUUGGAUAUCCAUCCGGGGAUUUGCUCUUCCCGGUAGCUAACCUCAGUUCUGCUACUUCAUGUUGAAAGCUAAUGUAAUAUGGAACUGGAGGAAGAAUUUUGCCAAAGGAGAAGUGGUCAAGGUCAACUUCAGCGCGUCGCUAAAAUCAAUUGCCUUCAUGGCCUGCAAGAACAAUUACCUAUCCAAAGACUCUACCUAAAUUUCUCAU
This is a messenger RNA of Amoebophrya sp. A25, 5073 nucleotides long. Lineage: Eukaryota; Dinophyceae; Syndiniales; Amoebophryaceae. The record is from the annotation of a GenBank genome assembly.